AUGCAGAUCAGCAUGCGCAUGAACAUGGACGACGAAGCAGCAGUCUACAUGUCUUCCAACGACGGUGCCACCACCAUCGGCAUGCACGAUCCUUUAGUGGAACGCCUCCUCGACGACCCGCACCACCACGCCGGCACCUACAGCUUCCCUUCGUCGUCCUCCUCCUCGCUCUCGCAGCCUGCCUCUACCUCCCUCUCCUGCAGCCCCGAGAGCUCCUCGGCGCACAUCCUCGACGCGCCGGCAGCGGCCCGCGGCUACAACCAGCAGUACCCGGAGGUCUCGUCGCACGUGCCACUACUACCACCACCACCACCCGUGGUGCCAUCUUACGACCACCAGUACACCAACCUUCACGCGCCGGAGUCGCCGGCCAAAACCACUGGUGCGUUCAAGCACUACGCGCGCCACCUUGGGCCGAAGAGGCCGCCGAUGCCCGGCGCGUGUGGACAGAGGAUGUUCAAGACGGCCAUGUCGGUGCUGUCCAAGAUGCACGUGGCGGAGAGGUACAGCCAGCAGCAGUACUACUACCAGGCGGCGGCGGCGGCUGCCGAGGCGGUGCAGCCGCCGUCGGUGAACCAGCUGCAGCACAUGUUCUCGGAGCGCAAGCGGCGAGAGAAGCUCAACGAUAGCUUCCACGCCCUCAAGGCCGUCCUUCCGCCUGGUUCCAAAAAGGACAAGACGUCGAUACUGAUCAGGGCAAGGGAGUACGUGAGGUUGCUGGAGGCCAAGGUGGCCGAGGUCGAGGAGAAGAACAAGUCGCUCGAGUCGCGGCUGACCCGCCGGGACGGCCGCCGCAAGGACGGCAGCAGUGGCGGCGACGACCACGACUCCGGCGAGACGACGAAGGUGCAGGUCGAGAUAACCAGGGCGGCGAACGAAGAACUCUGCAUGCUGAAGAUAGCGGUGAGGUCGCCGCGGCCGCCGUCGUCGCCUAACAUGACGGACGUGGUGGUCCGGACACUGCAGUGCCUGAAAGAGCAGAUCGGGGAUGGCGUCAGCCUGGUGGCAAUGAGCACCAGCGGCGGCGGCGCUGGGCUUGUUACCGGAGUGAAGAACGCCUCUCCACGAGCUGUUGUCCUGACGAUGCAAAUCAAGGUGCAGUGCAGGGAGACACGCACGCCGCCGCUAACCGAGAAGGAACCAGGACUGGACGACACGCCCCCGCCAGUGGAUCCUGACACCUACGACCAACAACCCACCAUUGUUAGCAGGUCACAGGUCAAAGCCGCGCGCGCGCGAAUGGAUCAGACACGGACACCUUUGGCAGCAGAUGCAGAGACAGCGUCAUCAUGCAGGACUACUUGGCAGCAGGAGAAAGAAGAAGUGUCAACCGAGGACCAUAUUCUUCUUCCAUGA
This is a messenger RNA of Miscanthus lutarioriparius, 1356 nucleotides long. The record is from the annotation of a GenBank genome assembly. Lineage: Eukaryota; Viridiplantae; Streptophyta; Magnoliopsida; Poales; Poaceae.